GAGAGUCUUCGCAUCCAAUCACUCAAUAGAGCCCAACGUAUCAAGAAGUUCAACGAAGACGGCUUCGAUAGGCCCGAUUCGCCGCAAUCGUUGAGCGGAGACUCGACUUCAUUGAUGCGUAAGAAAUACGUGAAAACGUCUGAAAACGACUCGACCUGUGGUUCGGUUCACGAGAACGAUGGCGACGACACGGAGGGCGCGGACACCGAACGGUCGGCGGCGAGCACUCCACUCAUGGAUAUGUCGAGCGCGUUAUCGGUGUCCUCCCAUUUGCCAAUCUUUCACGAGAUUGAACUCGUAUUCAAGCCAUUGCCGCAUCAAAUGGAUGAUCAGGACCUGACGCUCACACAAACGCGUUAUAUUAAGACCACAACCAACGCAUCGGUCGACCAUUUAGUCAAAUACCUAUCGAUGCGACACAUUCUCGACUCAUCCAAUGGUAAUUCACAGCAAGACGUGAAGGAGACGGCCAGCGAGGCGUCGCUGUUCACUAUCUACGUGGCCGCCGGUCCCGGACAGUACCAGCCAUUGGUCGGACCCAUGACUCUCUACCAAAUCAACGACAAGUACUGGCGAGCGAUGUCCGCGACGGCCGAAUCGGUGGUGACGGGCAAGACGUGGGAACUGUCUCUCUAUGAGUUGCACCGAUCGCCACAAGAAGUGGUGACCGACACCACGGAGAUAGCGGUGUCGCCGCGGAGUCUGCACUCGGAGCUGAUGUGUCCGAUAUGUCUGGAUAUGUUGAAGUGCACGAUGACCACGAAGGAGUGUCUGCACCGCUUCUGCCAGGAGUGCAUCAUAACGGCGCUCAGGAGUGGCAACAAAGAGUGCCCGACGUGUCGAAAGAAGCUCAUCUCGAAGCGGUCGCUCAGACACGACCCCAACUUCGAUAUGUUGAUCUCCAAGAUCUACCCCUCGCGCGACGAGUACGAGGCCCACCAGGAGAAGGUGUUGGCCAAACUGAACAAGCACCAUUCCCACAACUUUGUCAACAACAUCGAGGAGAGUCUUCGCAUACAAUCACUCAAUAGAGCCCAACGUAUCAAGAAGUUCAACGAAGACGGCUUCGAUAGGCCCGAUUCGCCGCAAUCGUUGAGCGGAGACUCGACUUCAUUGAUGCGUAAGAAAUAUGUGAAAACGUCUGAAAACGACUCGACCUGUGGUUCGGUUCACGAGAACGAUGGCGACGACACGGAAGGCGCGGACACCGAACGGUCGGCGGCGAGCACUCCACUCAUGGAUAUGUCGAGCGCGUUAUCGGUGUCCUCCCAUUUGCCAAUCUUUCACGAGAUUGAACUCGUAUUCAAGCCAUUACCGCAUCAAAUGGAUGAUCAGGACCUGACGCUCACUCAAACGCGUUAUAUUAAGACCACAACCAACGCAUCGGUCGACCAUUUAGUCAAAUACCUAUCGAUGCGACACAUUCUCGACUCAUCCAAUGGUAAUUCACAGCAAGACGUGAAGGAGACGGCCAGCGAGGCGUCGCUGUUCACUAUCUACGUGGCCGCCGGUCCCGGACAGUACCAGCCAUUGGUCGGACCCAUGACUCUCUACCAAAUCAACGACAAGUACUGGCGAGUGAAUCGACCGCUCGAGUUAUUUUACGCCUACAAAAUGCAAACAACUUCAUAGAUAUCUCACUCUUUUUCUCACUAACUUAAUAAAAUCAUUACAAAAACAAAUCCAU
Messenger RNA from Medioppia subpectinata, 1687 nucleotides. Lineage: Eukaryota; Metazoa; Arthropoda; Arachnida; Sarcoptiformes; Oppiidae. The record is from the annotation of a GenBank genome assembly.